Phaeoacremonium minimum UCRPA7 is the source of this 1188-nucleotide messenger RNA. Its product is annotated as putative trna selenocysteine-associated protein 1 protein. Gene Ontology annotation, molecular function: mRNA binding. Gene Ontology annotation, cellular component: cytosol. The record is from RefSeq and is a predicted model, not a curated record. Bases 1 to 1188 code for a protein of 395 amino acids. Lineage: Eukaryota; Fungi; Ascomycota; Sordariomycetes; Togniniales; Togniniaceae. The transcript is spliced from 6 exons. Gene Ontology annotation, biological process: mRNA splice site recognition.
AUGUCUUCAUUCACCGGACAACCCAGCAAUGGCGGUAUCCCGGAGGGUGCCCCUUCCCUCAACGGCUCUUCCCUUGAGGGUAACUUCCCUCCCCCGCCCGCUAUGGCUGGUGGUGGUGAAGCUGCCAAGACCCUUUGGAUGGGCGAACUUGAGCCCUGGAUGGACGAGAAUUUCAUCAAGAAUGUCUUCUCUACCGUCGCCGGGGAGACUGUAAAUGUGAAGGUCAUCAGAGAUCGCAACUCUGGAAACGCCGGCUACUGCUUCGUGGAGUUCCCUACCGCUGAUGCUGCUACUAAAGCCUUGGCUCUGAACGGCACUCCUGUCCCGAACUCCGGCCGCGUCUUUAAGCUCAACUGGGCUUCUGGUGGUGGUCUCGUCGACCGUCGUGACGAUCGCGGCCCCGAGUUUUCCAUCUUCGUCGGUGACUUGGGCCCUGAGGUCAACGAGUUUGUUCUCGUGUCCCUCUUCCAGGCUCGAUUCCCUUCCUGCAAGUCUGCCAAGAUAAUGACAGAUGCAGUCACGGGUCAGUCGCGAGGCUACGGCUUCGUUCGCUUCGCCGAGGAAGGCGAUCAGCAACGCGCCCUUGUCGAGAUGCAGGGCGUGUACUGUGGUAAUCGCCCGAUGCGGAUCUCCACCGCGACUCCAAAAACUAGGAGCCACCAGUAUGGUCAAGGAAACCAUGGCGGCCCUGGAAUGAUGCAGCAGCCGCCGAUGCAACAAGGAGGCAUGAACUGGGGCAUGCAGCCCUACUAUCAGCAAAACUUCAACCCGAUGCAGCCUAUGAACCAGUUCACUGACCCUAAUAACACUACUGUGUUCGUCGGCGGCCUCUCUGGUUAUGUUACUGAGGAUGAGCUCCGUUCUUUCUUCCAGGGUUUCGGAGAGAUCACAUACGUGAAGAUUCCUCCCGGCAAAGGCUGCGGCUUCGUUCAAUUCGUGCAUCGCCAUGCUGCGGAGAUGGCUAUUAAUCAAAUGCAGGGCUAUCCUAUCGGAAACAGCCGUGUUCGUCUGUCCUGGGGCCGUUCUCAGAACAACUCUGGCGUUGGUACCCCCUACCGUCCUGCUCCUCCCCCUCCCCACUACAUGGGCGGUGGCAUGCCCCCUCACGGCGGUCCGGGCCCCUAUGGUCCUCACCACUUCGGUGGUAACCCUCCCCAGGGUCCUCCCCCUGGCGGAAUGCAGCAGUAA